Xiphias gladius (swordfish) is the source of this 1062-nucleotide messenger RNA. It is a transcript of the gene or6at1, whose product is annotated as odorant receptor, family 6, subfamily AT, member 1. The record is from RefSeq and is a predicted model, not a curated record. Gene Ontology annotation, biological process: G protein-coupled receptor signaling pathway. Bases 1 to 1062 code for a protein of 353 amino acids. Lineage: Eukaryota; Metazoa; Chordata; Actinopteri; Istiophoriformes; Xiphiidae. Gene Ontology annotation, molecular function: G protein-coupled receptor activity; olfactory receptor activity. The transcript is spliced from 4 exons. Gene Ontology annotation, cellular component: membrane.
AUGACUGAGAGUCUGGCUCCUCUCAGACUGGACCAAUCGGAGCAGGAUUCAUACCUGCCCUUGUCAACCAAUCACAGAUCCGGCUCUGUUAAUGACACCUGGGAGCCUGAUGGCGUCGACUUCUUCGUCAUCCAGGGCCUCGCCAGCCUCGGCGAGAAAAAGAUGAUCCUUCUUGUCUUCCUGCUGCUGGGUUAUAUUCUCACCCUCGGAGGAAACAGCAUGAUUAUCUUGGUGGCAUUGACUGAUCCAAAACUCAACUCUCCCAUGUAUUUCUUCCUAUACAACCUCUCAUUUGUGGACAUGGUCUACACCACCACCACCAUCCCCAACAUGCUGUCCAGCUUCCUGGCAGACACGGCAACCAUCUCUGUCGUGGGCUGUUUUCUCCAGAUGUAUUUCUUCAUUCAGCUGGCCGUUACUGGCCGUGCCAUCCUGACUGUCAUGGCGUACGACCGCUACAUGGCCAUCUGCAACCCUCUGCGCUACACCGCUGUCAUGACCCGGCCCAUCCAACUGCUCCUCAUCUCAGGAGCCUGGGGAUUCGGCACCAUCUGCACACUGCCAGCAAGUACCAUGGCCUGGCAGCGGCCUUAUUGUGGGCCAAAUGUGGUGAGACAUGGCUGGUGUGACCCGUCGUCUGUAAGGCGGCUGGUGUGCGCUGACACCUCAGUGGAUAACAUUGUGUCCAUUUCUUUCGCCCUGGUGGCACUACUGACUACAGGAGUCCUCAUUCUCACUUCCUACGUCCUCAUCGGUCUUUCCAUAUCGAGGAUGGGUGUCGCUGAGAGGCUGAAGGCCUUUGGGACGUGCACUGCUCACCUGACUGUGGUGUCCAUCUCUUACAGCUCGGCCUCCGUUGUAUACAUUUCCUACCGGCUCGGAAAAUUUUCACCAGAGGUCCGUAUCAUUGUGUCUGUGCUGUACUCCGCUCUGACGCCUUUCCUGAACCCGAUGAUCUACAGUCUGAGGAGCAAGGAGCUGCAGGAGUCCAUCAGAAGGACUCUGAACAGGCUCAGACCUGCUGCUGUUUCAGCCAUAACGGACGUCAACACAGUGUCCUAG